UUCUCUAACAUAUCGAGUGAAAGAGUAGAUGGGAGGAAGGAAGUAAAGAAGCAGCGCAAAAAGCACAGCUGAAGCAAACCACCAUCCAUCAUCACAUCCUUCACACCCAAAAAUGCAGAACAGCACAGCACCAGCACCCUCCCAGUCCCAGCUGCACUGGCCCUCACUCUCCACCUUCCUCAACCUCAGAGAUCCAAAGCCCAAACCCACCCUCCUCCUCUACUCCUUCCUCUUCCUCUCCCUCCUCUCCCUCACCCUCAUCCUCUCCCUCUCCUUCACCUCCCCUUCUCCCCACUCCGGCCCGGACCCCUUCCUCCACCCCAUCUUCCACACCCACAAACCCUCCACCCCCUCCCCUCCCUCCCUCGCCUACCUCAUCUCCGGCUCCCACGGCGACUCUCCCCGGAUCCUCCGCCUGCUCCGCGCCACCUACCACCCCCUCAACCUCUACCUCCUCCACCUCGACCCCUCCGCCCCCCACGCCGAUCGCGACCACCUCGCCCUCUCCGUCCAGUCCGACCCCGUCUUCAAGGCCGCCCAGAAUGUUCACGUUGUCGGGAGGCCCGACUUCGCCUACCACAAAGGCUCCUCCCCUGUCUCGCUCCGCCUCCACGCUGCCGCCAUUCUGCUCCGCCUCUCGCAGAACUGGGACUGGUUCGUCAGCCUCGCUGCCGAUGCUUACCCUCUUGUUACGCAAGAUGAUCUUCUCCACAUAUUGUCGUUUCUGCCUAAGGAUAUGAACUUUGUGAAUCAUUCAAGUUAUAUUGGAUGGAAAGAAGCGAAGAAAUUGAAACCUAUUAUUGUUGAUCCUGGCCUGUAUCUCUCUGAAGGGACUGAAAUGUUUUAUGCUACACAGAAGAGAGAACUCCCUAGUGCUUACCGUGUUUUUACAGGUUCAUCUUUUUCUAUCUUAAGCCGCAGUUUCAUGGAGUUCUGCAUCUUGGGAGAAGACAACUUCCCAAGGAUUCUGCUGAUGUAUUUUGCAAACACACCUUCAUCCUUGUCCAACUAUUUCCCUACAGUUCUCUGCAACGCUCGACAGUUUAAUAGGACAGUCAUAAAUCAAAACUUAUUAUAUGCUAUCCAUGACAGCCAUAGAAAUGAUCUUAGACCACUCAAUUCCACUGAUUUUGAUGACAUGAUUCACAGCGGAGCUGUCUUUGCUCAAAAGUUCCAGAACGAUGAUCCUGUGCUUGAUCUCAUUGACCAAAAACUUUUGGGUCGAAGUCCUAGAUCAAUUGUUCCCGGUGGAUGGUGCUUAGGUGAGCCUGGGAACAACACAUGUCUAACUUGGGGUGAUGCCAAGAUCUUGAGACCUGGUACAGGUUCCCAACGGCUUGAGAAGGCCAUUGUUGAAUUGCUGGCUAAUGGCACUUUCCGAUCGCGCCAGUGCAUAUAUGAAUGAACUGACUCUAGCCUAACAUCUCACAAUGUAACAGAAUAGAAAUCCAUCUUGAAAGAAUCUCAGAAGGAUCGGCAACAACUAUAGAAAUGGUUUUUGUGCCUUAUCUAUUGAAAAUCUUGUAGCAUAGUUGGGGUAUGGAUUUUUUUGGGUGGUGCUUUAUACAAGAUAGCUAUGUAUUGUAUGAGUAUGUAUUCUGUUAGCAUAAUUAAAUUUUUGCCGAUUCUGAUUCGCAUUUUUAUAAUUUAAUAUGGAUAUCAAUAUAGCAUGUAUGUUCAGAUUUGAUUGCUGGAUGUUGGCAGAGAUGUUUGCUUCGUUCUUGAAUACUAAAAGUUGGAUCAAAUGCACUAUAGGUGGGAAUUA
Messenger RNA from Glycine soja, 1765 nucleotides. RefSeq names its product beta-glucuronosyltransferase GlcAT14A. The record is from RefSeq and is a predicted model, not a curated record. Gene Ontology annotation, molecular function: glucuronosyltransferase activity. Gene Ontology annotation, cellular component: membrane. Bases 113 to 1405 code for a protein of 430 amino acids. The transcript has 4 exons. Lineage: Eukaryota; Viridiplantae; Streptophyta; Magnoliopsida; Fabales; Fabaceae.